Lepisosteus oculatus (spotted gar) is the source of this 3497-nucleotide messenger RNA. It is a transcript of the gene tram1, whose product is annotated as translocation associated membrane protein 1. Gene Ontology annotation, cellular component: endoplasmic reticulum membrane. Gene Ontology annotation, biological process: SRP-dependent cotranslational protein targeting to membrane, translocation; protein insertion into ER membrane. The record is from RefSeq and is a predicted model, not a curated record. NCBI's taxonomy places the organism in Eukaryota, Metazoa, Chordata, Actinopteri, Semionotiformes, Lepisosteidae.
CAGAUCUGCCCCGUCUUCAUCAGCCAGCAGUGCGCUACGGUACGGCAGCAGGGGUGGCAGAGAGCAGCCGCGCUCGUAGUAGACGUAUUCCUGUCCUUACCAGCGGUUUUCCAGCGGCCGGCGGGGGAGGAAGAACAGAGAAAUCAAGGCUGCAGCAAACAAUUAAUCAACAUGGGCAUCCGAAAGAAAUCUAGCAAGAACCCGCCUGUCUUGAGCCACGACUUUGUUAUCCAGAACCAUGCAGACAUCGUUUCCUGUGUUGCUAUGUUGUUUCUGCUCGGGUUGAUGUUUGAGGUUACUUCCAAAGUGGCUGUUUUGUUCAUUACCGUCCAGUAUAAUGUUACUAUUUCAGUAAAUGAAGGUCCUGAGGAAACCACGGUGAACUAUUUUCAUCAUGGUCUGAAGGAUUUGGCCACCGUUUUCUUCUACAUGCUGGUGGCGAUUAUCAUGCAUGCCAUCAUCCAGGAAUAUGUUCUGGAUAAAAUCAACAGGAAGAUGCAUUUUUCCAAAACGAAGCACAGCAAGUUCAAUGAAUCUGGGCAGCUCAGUGCCUUCUACUUGUUCUCCUGUGUUUGGGGAGCGAGCAUCAUCAUGUCGGAAAAUAUUUUGGCUGACCCUGCCAGUUUAUGGGAAGGAUAUCCCCACCGCUUAAUGCAAUUCCAGAUGAAGUUUUUUUACAUCUGUCAGCUGGGAUAUUGGUUGCAUGCUUUCCCAGAGCUGUAUUUCCAGAAAACCAAAAAGGAGGAUAUUCCACGCCAGGUGGUGUACAUUAGCCUCUACCUGGUCCACAUCGCGGGCGCAUAUCUCCUCUCCUUGAAUCGCCUGGGCCUGGUCCUGUUGGUGCUGCACUACUUCGUGGAGCUCCUGUUCCACAUGUCCCGCCUCGUGUACUUCAGCAAUGAGAACAGGCAGACUGGGUUCACGGUGUGGGCUGUUCUCUUCGUCCUCGGCCGGCUGCUUACGCUGUCUCUGUCGGUGCUGGCGGUGGGGUUCGGCCUGGCGGGCGCCGAGCAGCAGGGCCUGGACAUCGCCGAGGGCAACUUCAAUGUUCUGUUUGUCAGGAUCACCGUGCUGGCUGCGAUCUGUCUGACCCAGGCGUUCAUGAUGUGGAAAUUCAUCAACUUCCAGCUGCGGAGGUGGAGAGAGCGUGCCCAGGCUCAGGCAGUGAAGAAGAAGGCGGCUCCUGCUAAAAGCAGGUCAUCUAAAAAAGACAAAGCUAACGGUGUGAACGGGGCACUUACUCCCAAUGGAGCAGAGUCUUCUAGAGUUAAGAAAGAGAAGUCAUCGUAAUAAAGACGCAGAGCCUCCACCAAUGAGCCAGCACCUCCCCCAGUCCUCUGCAUUCCAGAAUCCGCCCCUUACUCGAGGAACGCGUUUUGUUCUUUAUUCUGUCAAAUGGGAAGUAUAAUUUACUGCAAGGUCUCAAAGCAAAUAAGCAGGGCACGUGCUUGGUCACAAUCAAUGUUAGAAAGCAUCAAUUUGCAACCUAAAACUGUAUGAAAGCUCAAAAUCCACAAAGAUAUGAAAGUGCCUAAUAGAUACAUGCUGGAAAUUUAGGUGUAUUAGAAAUUCUCCACAUUGGCACAUGUGAGACCGUGCUGUGGGAAACUGUUGUUUUUACCAUCCGUUGUGUAUGGUUCUCACACAGAGUUGGCUUUGAUCAGGUCUUGCAAAAUCGUUUUAAAAGAUCCCCUUCUCCUGCUGCAAAUCCUGGUGUCCUCCUCGCUGUUCUCAAAGUUACAGUAGAAGUUUGUUAUUGGUGAUUAAGGAACAGUAUUCUGAAAUAACCCAUUUCAAUGUUCAGGAAAUUAACGGCAUUUCAGUACAGGGUAUCUGGGGAGCCUUUACAGACAUCUGGAUGCCAACAUGACUGAUUUUACACAGGAUGAGACUUCAGUGCAAAUGGAUAUACAAUACUGAGGUUAUAUUUUUAACAAACCCUCAGUCUUGGAAAAGCAACCACUUAACCUAUAAAAAAGAUGUCUUAAUCUUCUUGCUUUUAAUGCAACUAGAAAUGACCAAAACAUUGUUUCACUUUUUUCAUUGGUUCUAGUCGUCUUUUGUUCUUGUAAUUUAGCUUCAGACAUGAUCCCUCUUAUCGAAGACCUUAAGAGCAAGUCGCGGCAGGGUAAUAUUUUGGCAGUAUUGAGUAGGAGACCAGCACCUGUGGUUGUCAAGCCAGUCUUUUCACUAUGCCAAAUGUGGCUGAAGCUAAUGUUUCCAUUCCAAACCCUGUCAAGUGUACUUAGUUAUUUUUUAACACAACCAAUUAGUCUGCUUUGGGUUUGAAUAUUGCAAAUCUUCUUCUCAGGAAUGUGGUCUUUGUGCGCUUCUGUGGACCUGACUAAAAGCUGACCCAAAGGGAUCAGCUGAGUUUUGUACCCAAAACGACCUUGGUAGUUCAAUAUUGAAACUACAUUGUAGCAUUUAAAACCAAGGUGUUUCAUUCAUUGAUUUUUUUUUUUGCACAGGAGGAUAUAUAAUAUAUGCGUGUGGUGUCAAAAUUGUCAGCUUCUUGUUGUGUGUAAAUAAAUUUUAUUCCAUACCUUUUGGUAAAAAAAAUAGGAUUGGAAAAGGCUUUCAUCUUAAUUACUGGCAUUUUCACUUCUUGUCCUGUCCUGUCCUGUCUUGACGGUGUUAACUGACGAUUUGAAACGGUGGUAAGCACUAUCAGUUCCGUGGGAUGUGUUCAGAGUGGAUUGCUGGGAAGGAGUUAACAUGAAAUUUUGGGAGUUAACACCGAAACAGAGCCAAGAGCUUUGUCUUUUUUCCACCCCAUAGUGUCUUUGUCUCCGAUUUGAAAAUUGUGAUCAUAAAACGGGUUACAAAAGAAAUAAAUAUACAUCAUUCUUUUGUUUAUAGGAUGCAUUUACUUAUUCAAUCGAAGGGUAAUUCUAUAUGAGAACUGAGACAUUAAUUGCCAUUGAUUCAAGGCCAGUGAAAGGAUUUAUUUAGACAUGAAAUCAAGUUCUGCGAAGUGACAAUUGCGAGAAGUUAAACUGCAUUAUUAAUGGAAAUGACAGGUGAUUUCCGAUUCCUCUCCAUGACCUUUUCAAGCCAUCUUGCAUACAACAUACAAGCUUAGGUUUUUAAAAGGGAAACAGAAUACUGUGCUGUUUUUUUUUAAAUAUGUGCAUAUAAAUACACUGAUUAAAAUCAAAUCUUUUACUUAUAUACCUGGAAAACAUAUUUUUUAGAUAAAGAUCUAUAUUUAUACAACUUUGAAGACAGCUGUUUCUUUCUAUAUAAGUGAAAGUGUUUGAAAAAGAAAUUAAGAUGUUUUAAUAAUGACCAAGUUUUUCCAUUUUUUUUUUCCAAUCGUCAGAUUUGUAUGCCUAUGUAACUUUACACCUUGUAUGAAAACUAUGGUUAUGGCUUCAAUGGUUAUAAUUAAACUGACAGAGGUUCCUUGUGUGUUACAGGAUUCAGUAAGUUAAGCCUCUUGUUAGGUCUUGUGUGGAAAUGGUCUGAAAUAAAGGAAAAGGCUGGGAUGCAGA